This is a messenger RNA of Drosophila santomea, 957 nucleotides long. It is a transcript of the gene Dnali1, whose product is annotated as putative inner dynein arm light chain, axonemal. Gene Ontology annotation, cellular component: filopodium; axoneme. The coding region runs from base 113 to 865 and encodes 250 amino acids. The transcript has 2 exons. NCBI's taxonomy places the organism in Eukaryota, Metazoa, Arthropoda, Insecta, Diptera, Drosophilidae. The record is from RefSeq and is a predicted model, not a curated record. Gene Ontology annotation, molecular function: dynein heavy chain binding.
UCUAAUCAUUGCUGAACAUACUUGCUGAAUUCCAGAAGCACACAAGUUUACAUAAAUUAUAUAUAUUUUUUUGAGAUAGAAAUUGAGCAAUUAAAAUAAUAAUACCAACAAAAUGGAGGAGCUGGAUAUAACAAGCGUGGGUCAAUUCCAGACCCUGGUGCGCUACAACAAUCCGGUGCUGGUGGUGAAGCACCCGGACAAGAAGGGGGGCGCUCCGCUAACAGAGAUCGAGAUGAAAAGGCCCCAAACGGCGGGCGCUUUGCUAGAUACCAAAAGGGAAACCGAGGAGAUUCUAAAUUCCAUUUUGCCACCGCGCUGCUGGGAAGAGGAUGGCCAGUUGUGGCAGCAGUCUGUGUCAAGUACUCCAGCAACACGCCAGGAUGUGAUAAAUUUGCAGGAGAUGCUCGAUACUAGGCUGCAGCAGACCCAAGCUCGUGAGACAGGUAUUUGUCCCGUGCGCCGCGAGCUCUACUCCCAGUGUUUUGACGAGAUCAUUCGUCAAGUUACCAUAAACUGUUCAGAGCGUGGCCUGCUACUGCUGCGCAUCCGCGAUGAGAUCGCCAUGUCAAUGGAGGCCUAUGAGACAUUGUACUGCAGUUCCGUAGCCUUCGGCAUGCGCAAGGCCUUGCAGGCACAUGAGGAAAAGGAAAUGCUCCGUGACCGGGUCAAGACUCUUGAACUAGACAAAGAGGCACUAGAGGAGAUAAUCGCGGACAUGAAGCUUAAGCAGGAACAGGCAGAGCGUCGUAAUGCUGAGCUGAGAGCCUCUGAAGAGAAGAAGUUCACGGAGGAAAUAACUUUCCUGAAGAAGACUAACGCGCAACUAAAGGCUCAGCUAGAGGGCAUAACCGCACCCAAAAAGUAGAAGGAGAUUUAUGGUGUGUGGUCUAUGCGUUUUCUAUUUGUCACUUUAACUUUGUUGUAACUUAUUAAAAUUAAAUUAUUUGAGCAAUCGAA